Hevea brasiliensis (rubber tree) is the source of this 3362-nucleotide messenger RNA. Its product is annotated as DNA mismatch repair protein PMS1. NCBI's taxonomy places the organism in Eukaryota, Viridiplantae, Streptophyta, Magnoliopsida, Malpighiales, Euphorbiaceae. Gene Ontology annotation, cellular component: MutLalpha complex. The record is from RefSeq and is a predicted model, not a curated record. Bases 196 to 3057 code for a protein of 953 amino acids. The transcript is spliced from 12 exons. Gene Ontology annotation, biological process: mismatch repair. Gene Ontology annotation, molecular function: mismatched DNA binding; ATP binding; ATP-dependent DNA damage sensor activity.
AAACUAGGUUAACGGAAAAUACAAUAGUGAAAAUUAGCCAAUCCCACCAUACAACUUUCCCUUCGUUUCUCUAUAGCCUUUUGGCGGCAAAGCCUCGGUGUGCAGGAUUCUCAGCGGGAAUUUCAGUCUUGUCCCUAACCCCCGAAUUUCCACCAAAUUCAUGAGUAGUUCCUGCGAGACUGAGUAGCGGCUUUAAUGGAUGCAUCUACUACUGCAAAUUCUCCGAUUAUUAGACCUAUAAACAAAGGCGUGGUGCACAGAAUCUGCGCCGGCCAAGUGAUUUUGGACCUUUCAUCGGCCGUGAAGGAGCUGGUUGAAAACAGCUUAGACGCCGGCGCCACUAGCAUUGAAAUAUCUUUGAAAGAAUACGGCGAGGAGUGGUUCCAGGUCAUCGAUAAUGGAUGUGGCAUUUCCCCCAAUAAUUUCAAGGUUCUUGCACUCAAGCAUCAUACUUCUAAAUUGGCAGAUUUUCCGGAUCUUCAAUGUUUGACCACAUUUGGUUUUAGAGGGGAGGCAUUGAGUUCACUUUGUGCAUUAGGAGAUCUGAGUGUGGAAACAAGAUCCAAAAAUGAGUCAGUAGCAACACACUUAACUUUUGAUCGCUCAGGUUUACUAACUGCUGAAAGGAAAACAGCACGUCAAAUUGGCACAACUGUCACUGUUAAGAAGUUGUUCUCCAAUUUACCUGUGCGAAGCAAAGAAUUUAACCGCAACAUUCGCAAGGAAUAUGGAAAGCUUAUUUCUUUAUUGAAUGCCUAUGCACUUGUUGCAAAAGGCGUUCGGUUAGUCUGCUCCAAUGCAACCGGUAAAAAUGCAAAGUCUGUUGUACUUAAAACACAAGGAAGCGAUUCCCUUAAAGAUAACAUCAUAACAGUAUUUGGCAUGAACACCUUCAGCUGCUUAGAGCCUGUUAAUAUAUGCAUAUCAGACGAUUGCAUGGUUGAUGGAUUCCUUUCUAGGCCUGGACAAGGCAGUGGCCGCAAUUUGGGAGAUAGGCAAUACUAUUUUGUAAAUGGUCGACCAGUGGAUAUGCCUAAAGUCGGCAAGCUUGUGAAUGAGUUAUAUAGAGGUGCAAACUCUCGCCAAUAUCCCAUUGCAAUUAUGAAUUUCACAGUUCCAACCAGAGCAUGUGAUGUGAAUGUAACUCCGGAUAAAAGAAAAAUAUUCUUUUCUGAUGAGGGUUCCAUAUUGCUCGCUUUAAGGGAGGGUUUACAGCAGUUUUAUUCCCCAAGUAAUGCCUUUUAUUCUGUCAAUAAAUUUGAUGAGCAUAUGAAGGUUACCGAUAGCUCUCAGUUAUAUUCUCCUUGUGAGAAAUCUCAUAAGUUGUCAAAACAGUUAUCUGCAAUUAGCAAUGACUCUAAAGAAAUUCACAUGGAGGACUCCACAGUGGGCGGCAGUGAUGUUGAAAUCAAAUCUCAGCUCUUGGAUUUUGGAGAAAAUGAUGAAGAUGUUGGAGAAAAUAAUGAAAUGGACUCAGUAAAGGACUUCACUCUUAGAGUACAUGGCAUUAAAAAGGCCUAUAGUUUUACAGAAAGUAAAAGUAGGCAACUAACAACUUUCCAUGAUAGUAAAAAUGCUCCAUCUCCUUCAAGAGUGUUUUUUAAAGAUAUUGCUGAAAAUAGAGAUUCUAAUAGUUUGUCACAUUCUGUUCAGUCAACGAUUAAAAAGUUUGUAACUAUAUGUAAGAGAAAGCAUGAAGAUGUUAAUACAGCACUAUCUGAAAUUCCAGUCUUGAGAAAUCAAACUCUUCAAAGUCCAUUGAAGAAAAGUAAUUCUGAGACAAAUGCUGCAGCUAAAGGUUCUCCAUUUAAUCAUCACCCCAGUAAAGAUUCUGCUGAGGUGAGUGAGAUUGAACCAUCCAAGUUUGCUAAAGCAGAAAUUAUCUUCAACAAAAUCAGGAAUUCGUCUUCUUAUGGAGGGAAGACCAACGAUGGAAAAAUUGAGGAGGAACUUCUGGGUGAAAAGAAGGCAACAACUGUGGCUGAUGUCCUGCCAAUUGCUUCUGGCAAGGAUCUUGAGAAAAUAUCUGAGGAACCUGCAGGUGAAGAAAAGGCAUUACCUCUUGCUGAUGCUGUGUUAAUCACUUCUCCCAGUGGUGGCCUUGAAAAAAUGUCUGAGGAUCUUAUGGUUGCAAGUUCUCCAUUUCAGUCUUCUGAUUCCACUUUAGAUGUUCCAAAGCCUUCUGCUGAAAAGAUAUGCUCCACCUUGCAAUUUAGUAUUCAGGAACUAAGGGCAAAAAGGCACCAGAGGCUGUCAAGAUUGCAAUUCAACAGUUGUGCAUCCAGAGGCAUGAAGAUGAACAGACAUAGGAGUUAUGCUGCUGCAACAUUAGAGCUUUCUCAACCAGAUAAUGAGGAGCGAAAAGCAAGGGCUUUAGCUGCAGCUACUAAGGAAUUAGAAAGACUUUUCAAAAAACAAGACUUUGGAAGGAUGAAGGUGAUUGGCCAAUUUAAUCUUGGAUUCAUUAUCGGGAAGUUAGAUCAAGAUUUGUUUAUUGUGGAUCAGCAUGCUGCUGAUGAGAAAUACAAUUUUGAGCGACUGUGUCAAUCAACAAUCUUGAACCAACAGCCUUUGCUGCGGUCAUUGAGGAUGGAGUUAUCUCCAGAGGAAGAAAUAAUUGCUUCAAUGAACAUGGAUGUAAUCAGGAAGAAUGGAUUUACUUUGGAAGAGGAUCCACAUGCAUCUCCUGGGCACCGAUUUAAACUAAAAGCUGUUCCCUUUAGUAAGAAUGUAACUUUUGGAGUUGAAGAUGUGAAGGACUUAAUCUCUACUCUUGCUGAUAGUCAAGGGGACUGCUCAAUAAUUGGUAGUUACAAAAUGGACACCCCUGAUUCUGUCUGCCCAUCAAGAGUCCGUGCAAUGCUGGCAUCACGCGCAUGCAGAUCAUCUGUUAUGAUUGGAGAUCCACUAGGAAGGAAUGAAAUGCAGAAGAUACUUGAACAUUUGGCAGACCUGAGAUCACCUUGGAAUUGUCCACACGGAAGGCCAACUAUGCGCCAUUUGGUAGACAUGAUGACCAUCUACAAAACAUCAGAUGAAAAUGAUGCAAGCUUGUGAUGGACCUUGAAAUGGCAGAUGAUCACCGUCAAUUCUCUUAACUUACUGUAUAGGUAUUUGUAAAUCACGCAACACCAACUUCCAACAGUCAUGGGAACUCUGGGAUCUGCUGUGGAUUGUUUAUAUCAAUUUUUUCUGUAAAUUAACCCUAAAAUCUGGGAAGCUGCAUUAUGAUACCAUUCAUCUUGCACUAAUGUAACUGUCACGAUUUAUUAUUAUUGCCACGAAAGGUGAUAACCUCACCUCUUCAAAUGUUGAUGUGGAAACUCAUGGAGAUAGAAAAGGAAAAAUUCAGAAAGGAAUGU